AUGGCUUCCGAAUCUGAACUUUCCUAUAUCUUUGAAAGAAUGAUCAGAAACAGAGACAUGUCUCUGUUAUUACCCUUCAUCCAAGGUCUUUCCGAACCUUCAAUUCGAAGAAACAGUGACAACCCAGAUCAAGAAUCUUCCAGUAACGAAGAUUCCGACCGUCAAAGAAUCAUCUUGGUGAAUCCUUCUACACAGCGUAUGAUUAUAAUCGAAGGAGUUUCAAGUCUCGAAACUCUGUUUCAGGAACUUGAAAGUACUAGAAAGAAAGGUCAGCCACCAGCUUCAAAGGAGUCGAUAGAAGCUAUGAAAAGGGUUGAAAUUGAAGAAAGUGAUGAUAGAGAGUGUGUUGUUUGUUUGGAGGAGUUUGAGGUUGGUGGAGUUGUUAGAGAAAUGCCUUGUGAGCAUAGGUUUCAUGGUGAUUGUAUUGAGAAGUGGUUAGGAAUUCAUGGGUCUUGUCCUGUUUGUAGGUAUCAGAUGCCUGUUGAUGAGAAAGUUGAGGAAAAGAAAAUUGAUGAAGAAGAAGAAGAUGGAGAGAGAGGGAGGGUUGGUGGUGAAGUUUGGGUUAGUUUUUCUAUUAGUAGGAGAAGGGAAAAUCGUGAUCAAAAUCAAGUUACUCCGGGUGGUGAUUCAAUUGAUUCUUUGUCAAGCCCUAGUGAUGGUGAUGAGAUUAGGAAUUCAUCUUGA
This is a messenger RNA of Lathyrus sativus (Indian pea), 684 nucleotides long. Lineage: Eukaryota; Viridiplantae; Streptophyta; Magnoliopsida; Fabales; Fabaceae. The record is from the annotation of a GenBank genome assembly.